UUACCAAGGACUCGCCUGCAAAUUGUUAAUGACAAACCAAACUGACUGUAGUUUCUAAAUGUUAACAUAUCAUAUAUUUUCGCGAACGCAUUUCAUGUAGGUAACACGAUUAUUUUAUUAUUAUGUGUUGACAAAUUGUUAGUGGGUGCCACGAUAAGAUAUUUACCGGUCGGUCAUCAAUUAAAUUUGGCUAAAAUCGUGUCAUAAAUACGCAAGAGAGUUGCAGUCUGAUUUGAAUUUUUGUCCAAUGAAGUUUUAGCCUACUAUUGAAAUGGCAUUUGUGAAAGUUUUUAGGAGAGCGGUGCAAAAGAUGGGCUCACUGAGCUUGUACCAAUACGCACGUAGAACAUCCAGGAGCCAUUUAGGGGGAUUUUUAUUGGGUACUGGAAUAUCUGCAUUUGCAACAGUCGUAAUUGCUCAUAUGGAACCCUAUAGAAGCAGGAAAUUGAAUACAUCAAAAUACAUGGCGGAACCAAUUACUGAUGUUACUUAUUUGAUGGAGUCUGAGGGGGAUAUGAGGACCAAAAUGGAGCUGCUUAUUAUGGAGAUUCAGGCGGAUUUUUGCAGAGCUCUUGAAGUUGAAGAAUACGCUGGUCACAAAUUUAAAGUAGAUAGAUGGUUACGCAAUGAGGGCGGCGGAGGUAUUACAUGUGUUUUGCAAGACGGCGAAGUUUUUGAGAAGGCCGGAGUAAACAUUUCUGUGGUAAAGGGUCAUUUGCCACCACAAGCAAUUCAGCAGAUGCGUUCACGAGGAAAAAAGUUGAGUGAAGGGAGUAAACUGCCAUUCUUUGCUGCUGGUGUUAGUGCCGUUAUUCAUCCUAGAAAUCCCAUGGUACCUACAAUACAUUUUAAUUACCGUUACUUUGAAGUCAUAGAUACGGAUGGAUCUAAGCAAUGGUGGUUUGGUGGUGGUACUGAUCUUACGCCAUAUUAUUUGGAUGAGAAAGACGCAAUUUCUUUCCAUAAGACACUGAAGGAUGCAUGCGACCAAAGCGACACGGGCUACUAUCCAAAGUUUAAAAAAUGGUGUGAUGAAUAUUUCAGGAUAACGCAUCGCAAUGAGUGUCGGGGCAUUGGUGGGAUAUUUUUUGACGACAUCGACACACCCAGCCAGGAAGAAGCUUACAAGUUUGUUUCAGAUUGUGCCCAUGCCGUCAUUCCUUCAUAUCUUCCAAUUGUAAGGCGCCAUAAAAAUGAUGAUUUUGGCGACAGAGAACGUCAGUGGCAAUUAUUACGUCGUGGGCGCUACGUAGAGUUUAACUUGAUAUACGACCGUGGUACUAAAUUUGGUCUGUACACUCCAGGUGCCCGAUACGAAAGUAUACUAAUGUCCCUGCCUCUGACUGCUCGUUGGGAAUAUAUGCACACUCCAUUGCCCAAUUCAAAGGAAACAAAACUAUUGGAAGUUCUAAAAAAUCCAAGGGAUUGGCUGUAAUUUCCACAAGCCCAAAUCUAAUUCCCUACAUUGAAAUUUUAUUAGUCAAUGAUAUCACCUAGAAGAUAAAGUGAAGAGCAAGUUUUUUGGAGCAUAAAAAAUACACGUUUGAAUGUAUUUAUAAAGUAAAUAAUAUCGAACGAAAUUAUAGGUGUGAGGGAUCCUCCUUUUUAUACUAAACUUUACAAAAGCUGGAUAUGGACAAAGUGACGUUUUUUAUAUGUUUAUCCGACAAAAAAGAAAUUGUUGCAAAUAAUUAAAAGAAAAAAAUAAUAAUUUUGUACUGAUGAAUAAAAAUUAACGUGUAAACUUU
Messenger RNA from Stomoxys calcitrans (stable fly), 1748 nucleotides. It is a transcript of the gene Coprox, whose product is annotated as oxygen-dependent coproporphyrinogen-III oxidase. The record is from RefSeq and is a predicted model, not a curated record. Gene Ontology annotation, molecular function: coproporphyrinogen oxidase activity. The transcript has a single exon. Bases 272 to 1435 code for a protein of 387 amino acids. Gene Ontology annotation, cellular component: mitochondrial intermembrane space; cytoplasm. NCBI's taxonomy places the organism in Eukaryota, Metazoa, Arthropoda, Insecta, Diptera, Muscidae.